Molecule: messenger RNA, 1490 nt
Organism: Carcharodon carcharias (great white shark)
Lineage: Eukaryota; Metazoa; Chordata; Chondrichthyes; Lamniformes; Lamnidae
Product: B-cell linker protein-like
Exons: 14
Coding region: 1-1053 (350 amino acids)
Biological process (GO): cell surface receptor protein tyrosine kinase signaling pathway; intracellular signal transduction
Source: RefSeq, a predicted model, not a curated record
AUGGCAGUUGACUUAAAACGGAACCCAAAAAUCUUCUACCGGCAUGAGAAUGAUUCUGAGGAUGAGGAUGCCUAUGAACCACCCCCAACUGAACGGCCCCUGAGAAUUGUUACAACAAUUGAACCUAUCAAUAAUAAUGAUUACAUAGGUAAAGCUGAAGAAUUGCAUCUCGCUGUGGUAGAACAUGCGGUCCGGAACGUUAAAUCAGACAGUGAUCCUGCCAACAUGCGUGAUCUAUAUAUUGAUCCCAAAAUUGCUAAAGGUUUUCCGAUGAAUCAAAUUUGUCAAGGUACUCCCCCAAUUAUUCCUGCACGAAUCCACAACCAAUAUCAGUCAUUAACACAAUCAGAGGAUAAAGAUGCUGAUGAAUAUCUAAAACUUAACCACGUAGAAAGCAGUGGAAGUAAAAGUUUACCAGACCCCAGACCACAACUGUCAAUUCCUCCACGAGGAGCAAAUUCACCAACUUCAGUGCCAAAGCCUUCUAUUCUUUUCGGGAAACCAUUUUGUCCCAAGCCUCCAAUAUCACCAGAAGAAAUGUCGAUUCCACCUUUAACUGGCAAAGGCAGUCAAAUUAAAAGCAAUGUUCUUGUGCCAACUCCAUUCACCCAGAGUGUUCCUUUCCCAAGUAUGCAGCAAGGUUCCCUGGUUAAUACAAGGACUGGGCUGAUGUAUUCACCAAGUAUAUUUGCAGAGAAUACUAAUUUGUCAAGCAAACCUUGGUACGCAAGCAAGUGUGAUCGGAAGACAGCAGAAGCUGUGUUACAUGAAAAUGGCAAGGAUGGGGCUUUCCUCGUGAGGCCAAGUUCAGGAUGUGACAGGAACCAGCCUUACACACUGGCCAUAUUGUACAGGGGAAAAGUUUACAAUAUUCCCAUUCGCUUUAUUGAAGGCAACAACCAGUAUGCCCUCGGCAAGGAGAAGGCAGGAGAGAUGUGGUUUAACAGUGUUCAAGGAAUGAUCAGUUAUUAUCAACAGAAUAUAUUGAUCCUGAUUGACCAGCAGAACAACAUUAAAGACUCAAUUUUGUUGCUUUACCCUGUCCGAUUGUGAGCGAUUAGUAACCUUGAAAUUCGGGAACGCCAGUGCAAUGCUGCAGGGACAAGGAAUGGAUCACAGAGCUUCCAACAAUCAAUACCACUAUAGGAGAAUGCCAUAACCAAGUUUCUGGAAUUAUGGCAUUUGAAUUAAAGUAAUAAUUGUAUGGUAUGUUCUUCACAGAUCUGUUAGCCACUUGAAAAUAAAAUCUCAGUUCAUCUUUCUACACUGUUUCUUUAUGCAUAAGUUUGACAAUAAUAUCAGCCAGAGCUUAACCGAAUCAUCAUACGAUAUUCUUAUAUCUUCUGUCUGCACCAGGGGCUGACUGAAUCGUGAUUAAGAGAGGCGACCCUCGAUAGUUUUCCCAUCCACAAGCCAGGGCUGCUGAGUCUAACUGUCGUGCUCCUACCCCAUGAGAUCAGCUAACUCAGCAGAGUUGGGACUGUAUCUUA